Messenger RNA from Chiroxiphia lanceolata (lance-tailed manakin), 4599 nucleotides. It is a transcript of the gene GSAP, whose product is annotated as gamma-secretase activating protein. Gene Ontology annotation, biological process: positive regulation of amyloid-beta formation. Gene Ontology annotation, cellular component: trans-Golgi network. The transcript is spliced from 31 exons. The coding region runs from base 77 to 2617 and encodes 846 amino acids. Lineage: Eukaryota; Metazoa; Chordata; Aves; Passeriformes; Pipridae. The record is from RefSeq and is a predicted model, not a curated record.
CCCCGGAACACCCAAUGGGCGCGGAGCCCUCCCGCGGGGCGGGCUGAGGCGGCGGGGCCGGAGCGGGGCCGGGGCGAUGCUGCUGCGCCUGGUGCCCGAGUUCGAGCUGCGGAGGGACGUGGUGCCCUGGCUGGCGGCGCAGGGCUGGGCCGCGGCUCUAGAUACUUCUGAGAAUUCAUCAGCACUAUAUGUUGUAAAUGUUGAAAGAAAUGGAAAAAUUAUUUAUACCUGGAAGGGAAGUCAGAGAAAUACUCAUAUUGGAUUGUACGAUCUUCAAACUAAACAAAAUGAGCACCUCUAUACAUUUGAGAAGGAUCUACAUAUAAUCAGCUGUUCGGUCAAUAAUGAAAGGACAUUAUUGGCUGUCAGCUUCCAUCAAUAUACAGAGGACGAAACAGCAAGUCAGCUAUUACAGUCAGUAUCCAAGUAUUUAACCCUGCUAAUUGAAAUUCAUCCCAUUAAUAAUGUGAGAGUCCUGAAGGCUGUGGAUAGCUGUGUUCGAGUGCAGUUUCUUUAUCCAGUUGAAGACAGAAAUGCUUCUACAGAAAGUCGCCUCUUGCUAGUUUCAGAAGAUAAAUAUAUUGAACAGUUUGACAUUCGUGUUGUUGCAGAAGAAGAACACAAAGUGGUGAUUCAAAAGUCAGGUCAGCUUCCAAGAGCCAAAGUUGCAGAUGAUCUCGUUUGGGCACAGUGGGAUAUGAUGGAACAGAGGCUCUUCUACAUUGUUCCAAAGGAAUCAAAGAGUACUUUAAGGUGUGUCCAGUUUUAUCCUGAUGAAAAUUUUAACUCAAUACUGGAAUCACACCUGGAUAUUUCUGUAAAUGACACACAAUUGAAACUUGUGAAUUUUGGAUAUGAUUACUGUCAAGACCAAGAUGUUGCAUCUAAAUCUUUGAACCUUCAGGUUUUUACAAGUAAAGCAGGAGGCUUGUGUGUGUGUUGUAGUCUAGCCUGUGAUACUCCUGAUGAAAUCAUGUACUCCAUAUAUUUUUUACAUAAAGGUUACAGCAAAACUUUUACAGUUUCUCUAGAAAGAACAGAAUCUCAUCAAUUGAAGGAAGUAGCUUUUAUGAAUCUUGACUAUUAUGUGGCUGCUUAUUUGCCUGGACAGUUCCUGCACCUCCUGAAUAUUCAACAUCCUGACCUGCUGUGCCAUAGUUUAUUUCUGACAGGUGAGGAUGCAAGAAUUGACACGUUGCAAAAUUGUUCCAUCCAAUCCCCACUCGUGUCAACAGUUUUGGAUUGCGAAGCAGGGAGUCUGUAUACUGUAAGCAUCAGUGACAGCACCUUGCUGCAGCUCCUACAGAAGAGCAAACGAGACAGUGAGAGAUUGGCAGCUCUACAUUGUGCCCUGCUCUACUUCCAACACACAGAAGAUUUGGAAAUGCAGAUUAUUCGGUGGAUUUCUGAGAACCUGUCGACAUGUCAUUCUUUUGACCCCAUUCAAGAAUUUAUCGUCGCCUCCCUGUACUGCAGAAUGUGUCCAGAAACUCAAAACCUGGAUAAACUUUUGCCCUACACAUCAUUGCUUGACUGGAUUGGGGUUGUGCCUGGAGUAAUAUGUGCAACAGACAUUAUUCCCCUACCUGUGUUAGAGUUCCAGAACUCCAAAGGAUUCUGGGAGAAACUCAACUCAAACUUGGAGAGUGUGAAGUAUGCAGAGCCACAGUUGCACUACCACAAUAAUGUGCUCAGGAGGGAAUGGCGUAACCUUUCAGAAGAGAGAGAAGAGAGAAGAACCACAGCAUAUUUGAGGAAUAUUUUUGAAAAUGCCAAAAAGGUGCUUUCUCAUCUGGACACUUGGGACUCUGAGGCGAGGCUCGUACCUCUCUUUGAAGAGGAGGAUUAUCAGCAGCAAUUACUAAUGGGACUGAUGGUUGCUCAGCUAAAGGAUCACCUUAUGAGACAUCUACAGUAUGUAGGAAAAAAGAAGAUUGACCAAAUAGUUUUGGAUUACGUUGCAAACCUGCUGAAUCUGAUACAUCGAAUAAUGAAAGAAGUUUGGAGGAGAUACCAGCUUCAUUCCUGCGUCUUCUGCUUUGACGAAAGAGGAAGUGCAGGAGAGUUUGCGGUGUUCCACAUCAUGAGUCGGAUUCUGGAAGCAGCAAAUGGCAUGUGCAUGCCUUUACCUCCUGGUUUCCACACUCUGCACUUGGGUCUCGGUGUUCGUUGUCUCCCUCUGCACACCCUCCUGCACUAUAUUGAUAUUGGAGUCUUGCAGUUGACAGAAACGUGUGUCAGGAAAUUACUGAAAGAUCUGGAUGACAAUGAACAGAAUGAAAAGCUGAAAUUAAGUAUUGUCAUGAGGCUUCCUGAGGCUCUUGGUCAAAAGGUCCGCCAGUUUUGGAAUCAUCCCAUAAAUGCGAAUUUAAUUGCACAGAAAUAUGUUAAACUUUUGCUCGAGAACCUGGGGAGCAGGCAGUGCAGCAGGUCUAUCCCUGAGAGAUUCUCAGUUCCUGUGGAGUUUUUGCCACUGAACUACCUGACGAGUAUGUUGACAGAGAUAGAGAAUCAAGGUGUGCAUCCAUAUGAAAAACAAGACCAUGUUAAUGCAAGAUUUGUAGAGGAAGUGGCACUCAAGCACACCAUGACGCUUUUGGGCCUCAAAUAUUUGUGAAAUGUUGUGCUGUUGAAGAAAUCUGUCGACCUGUGGUGCUUGUGUAAAAGUAUUCACUUAAAUGCCACGUUGUUUCCCAAAUCACCUGCAGUUUUGCGUAGCUGCUGGUACUGACAUGAGCUACUCAAAACAAUGUUUGGCCCAACAUACUAAGGUUGAAAUUACUGACUUCUAGAUAAAUCCUUGAAAAAUGCAUUUGACACAAACCCAAGUUUGAAAUGUAUCUAUAGUUUCAUUCUGAAGUCAUCAAGUAAGUGGAACGACAGCGGGUAUCAAAACAUGCUGUGAAAAUUGGUAUUAAUGGCACAUAUUUUAACAAUACAAUCCUGGAAAAGGCAGUCCAGUUGUACAGAAACAAGAACCAGUAACUGUUUACUCAGAUUAAUAAAAGGAUUUCUUGGUGUGAUUAUGUAAAGCAGGUAAGAAUAACAAAUCAGUUUUGUGUCAGGCAUCAGUAAUGAUGUAUUCUUUCCUUUUAGUGGUCAUCAGUUACCUUAUGGUACUUCUGCCUCUGGAGCUGCAUUGUAAUAUUUUCAGUUUUGUAAUUAACACAAAUAUCAUCUUCUUAAAGUGCAUGUGAUAGAUUUUGUUGUGGGUGUUUUGUCUGUUGGUUUUGAGGGUUUUUUUAAAGAUAUAUAUAAAAUAUUGUAAGCAAUACAGGAUAAGAACAAAGCUUUUGAAAUUUAUCUUAGCAGUAUCUUGGACAGAGUUUUACAUAAUUCUUUCUUACAACUUCUAGUGUUACAGUUCAAACCUCAGCUUCAGAAAGAAGCUUAUGGAGGCUGUUUUUCCUUUGUUUUCAACUUUUAUUUGUACAUUACUGAGCCAGUAUUGUUUGUUCUUUUGUUUUAAGUUCUGAACUGUGACAUUAAUUUAAAAUGGUAAUAGUGGUUUGCUAUGCAGAGAAAAUUGUCAAGUUCUGCCAUGCAGGAUUUUCUGCAGUCUUCAUUGGAUUUUACAACAUUGCUACAAAAUUUCAGCCUAUUAAACUAGAGAAACUCAUUAACAAUUUGAUAUAUUUUGGAGGUUCUGAAUAAUAACCUCUGAUAUUUUCUCUUAGUAGUUUCCACUGAUGCUUCCUCUUCCUUACCAUUGAAAUAAAAAGAUCUGGUUCCUGGGAGUGACUCUGCAAGUUCAUGGUCACUCUCUUGUCCUUGCCAUCAGUGAAGCUUUAGCUUUCCCAGUAACUGCAUAGUGGGAAGGAAUAUUUUUCUCAACAUAACUGGAAUUUCUCUGGGAAGUGUAAACUCCAGACUCAGACUGCAGAAAGCCAUGUUGGUGUGUAAGUGGUGGCCACUUUGUUCAUAUUAUAUUAAUAAGAGAAGAUUUUCUAGCCUUUUCUUUUUAAUGAAAUGUAUUACAACAUAUCCUCAGAUGCAAUAAAACUCUACCUGGAAAAAAAAUGCAUAGCAUGAUGACCACUAACUUUUCUUAACACUUUAAGAUACUGCACUCCAUUUGGGAUAUCAGGAGAAGAGGCUUUGGAUCACCGACUAGUUAACUGUGCUUCUGGCAUGAAAAUAUACUUUGUUUUUCAAUAUGGAAUUUGGCUGAACACUAACAGACCUUCCUUCAGUGGAGUGUAAAUGCUGCUGACCCUUAGGAUUCAGCAGCUAGAAUGGCUUCUCCUGCUUCAGGUGCUGUCUGUUGAGGUUUCAGAUGGCUGUGCAGUAGAUUUGCUGAAAUGUCUCCGAUCUGAACUGGAUUCACUUGGUCUGAGAGGAGCCACAGCACCAUGGGGCCUUGGGAAUGGGAGACUCUGUUUCUCAUCUGGGAUCGAGGUGGUUGGGCAUUGUUGGGCUGUUGUGUGGGCAUGGCCAGGCACUGCAUCUUGUUCCUGUCAGAGAAACACAGUGUGAUCACAUAGGGAUUGUGUGCUUUAGAACUCCAGUGCUCUCCUGAGCCAAUGUACAGAAUCUGUGACAAAGGAAACCCCAUUAGUCUAAUCCUUGGCAAGCCAGGAAAGCUGGAGGGGUAUUAAA